Juglans microcarpa x Juglans regia is the source of this 1145-nucleotide messenger RNA. RefSeq lists its product as uncharacterized. Gene Ontology annotation, cellular component: chloroplast. Bases 122 to 877 code for a protein of 251 amino acids. Lineage: Eukaryota; Viridiplantae; Streptophyta; Magnoliopsida; Fagales; Juglandaceae. The record is from RefSeq and is a predicted model, not a curated record. The transcript is spliced from 4 exons.
UUGACCCUUUGGAUCGGAUCGGAUCACUUGCAUGUGACUGAUUCGAUCGUUUAACAUCGUCUCGCACUCCAAACCUUCGCACAGCUAAGCACCGGACCCCGACCGAACUAACCCAACCGUCAUGUCCACAACUCUGCCAUGGCAACCCCAACUCUCCUUAAAGUCCCGCCUCCUCCAUACCCCUUCGCCCUAUCGUCCCCACCGGGCCACGCCCGUCCGCCGCUUCGCCCCCAUCCGGGCCUUCAGGCGCAGCGACAUCGACGGCUUCGUGCGGCGCAUGGUCUCCGGCCAGUUAUGCGGGAACGCCUGGCGCAGCGCCAACGACGGGAUCGAGCAGCUCGUCUUCGAGGCCAAGAAGGCUGCCGAGCGCCUUGACCGCCGCUACUCCGUUUCCCGCCGCCUCAGUUCCGCCGCCCGCUCCGCCGCCGACCGCGCCCGCUACAUCGACAGGGAGCUCGAGAUUAGGCUUCGAUGGCGUACUUUCACUAUGGACUUCAACAGAAACUUGCCGAGGUACAGGAAGCAGCUCAAUGAUUUUCUGGAUACUCCACUAGGACGAAGUUUUGCAACUAUUUUCUUCCUCUGGUUUGCAUUAUCGGGAUGGCUUUUUCGGUUCUUGAUAUUUACAACAUGCAUACUGCCAUUUGCCGGUCCUCUUCUCAUUGGGACUAUUGCCAAUAACCUCGUUAUAAAGGGUGCUUGUCCAGCAUGUAAGAGGCAAUUUGCUGGUUACAAGAACCAAAUGAUUCGUUGUACAAGCUGUGGAAACGUCGUAUGGCAGCCGAAAGGGGACGACUUGUUUUCAAGAGAUGGGAGAGGCACCACUACUUCAAAGUCUGACCCUGAGAUUAUAGACGUGGAGUUUGAGGAGAAAUGACUGGGAUACACAAAUGGUGCCAUGGCCACUCCAACGUGGACUUUGUAUACAAAGAGAUCAACGAGAAUGCGCGUCUUAUUUACUGCCCUUUAUUUUAUUUUAUUUUUUGAUAGGUACAAGAAAGAAUGUCACAACCCGACCAUGUAACAAACCGCAACCACCUAAACGUAAGAAAAUAAUGAAGAAGGGGUCGGAAUUGGGUUCGAUAUACGCUGUGUUGAUGUGUUGUUCUGGGAAGAUAAUCAAAGAUAUUACUGCUCAUUUGAUC